Pelmatolapia mariae (spotted tilapia) is the source of this 4026-nucleotide messenger RNA. RefSeq names its product zinc finger protein 665-like. Gene Ontology annotation, molecular function: DNA-binding transcription activator activity, RNA polymerase II-specific; RNA polymerase II cis-regulatory region sequence-specific DNA binding. Gene Ontology annotation, biological process: regulation of transcription by RNA polymerase II. Gene Ontology annotation, cellular component: nucleus. Bases 402 to 1694 code for a protein of 430 amino acids. The record is from RefSeq and is a predicted model, not a curated record. The transcript has 4 exons. NCBI's taxonomy places the organism in Eukaryota, Metazoa, Chordata, Actinopteri, Cichliformes, Cichlidae.
UGUAUGCGCAGAAGAGGAGUCGAGCAGAGAGAGCUGCUUUUUCAUGAAACGGGAGUGAAGUACUGAACUUAGAAGAGAGAAACAAACUAAAGUAUCGAUCAUAUACCACUACCAACGUUUGGAUCGAUAUCUGCAUCGAUCUGCCCACCCUUGUCUCCUGGAUCGUAGCUGAGAUCAGCGUGAACCACGUGGGUCUCUGCUCCCUGAUCUGUUUCCGGUGUUUGGAAAGAGUUCCGGCUUCAUCACGGAGUUUCUCUCGGUUUGUGGGCUCAUCUAAAGGGAUAAAAUACAUAUCUAUACUUUUGUGUCCCAGCUGAGUAACAGGAGGAGAAGAGUCUGGUGGAGCAGCAGAGGAACAAUUUCAGCCUUUUGGACUCAGCUCAGCCACUACAGAGGAAACAAUGACUUCAACACAGGAGGACCAACAUGGAGCGAGAAGUCAGGAGGCCGACAAACCUCACAGAAGAAAGGGAGAGAAAACAUACAGUUGUGAUGAGUGUGGGAAGGAGUUUACUCUAUCUGGAAACUUAAAAACACACCAACUCAUCCACAGUGGCGUUAAAGCGUACAGCUGUGAUGAGUGUGGAAAGUCUUUUACCCAGGCUUCAAACUUAAAAAAACACAAACUCACCCACAGUGGAAUUAAAGCGUACAGCUGUGACAUUUGUGGAAAAACUUUUACACAGUCUUCAAGCUUAAAAACACACCAACUCAUCCACAGUGGAGUUAAAGCGUACAGCUGUGAAAUUUGUGGAAAAACUUUCAGCCAGUUAGGGUACCGAAAUAUUCACCUACGCAUUCACACUGGACAUAAUGUUUACUGCUGUGAUCAGUGUGGCAAACUGUUUACAACAGAUGCACAGUUACAAAGCCACAUGCUUACCCACACUGAGGAGAGACCUUAUAAAUGUGACCUGUGUGAUAAGGCUUUUAAACAUCCAAAUUACUUCAAAUCACACCAACAGAUCCACGCCAGAAAGAGACUCUACAAGUGCAGUUACUGUGAGAAGCAGAGCGACACAGAUGGAUCCAGUUCUCAACCCUGUCGUCACUGUGGUGGUGGGAAAGAGUUUCGCUGUGACCUUUGUGGAAAAACUUUCAGUUACCGAAGGAGCCUAAAAGUACAUCAACGUAGACACACUGGAGACAAAAUGAACUACUGCAAAGAAUGUGGGAGCGGCUUUUCAACAUCAUGUGCAUUAAAAAAACAUGAACUCAUCCACAGUGGGGUUAAAGACCACCUCUGUGACCAGUGUGGGUCAUCCUUCACCACUGCAGAUAAUCUUAAAGAGCAUAAAAGAGUCCACACAGGAGAGAAACCAUACAAGUGCAGCCACUGUGACAAAACUUUCUCACGUUCAUCUGGUCGUAACAGACAUGAACGUACACACAUUGAAGAGAACUUCAGUUGUGACCAGUGUGACAAGAACUUCAGGAAUUUCAUUUCAUACUCCAGACACAAACAAGCCCAUGCUGUAAAUAAACUGUUUCACUGUUACCAAUGUGCAAAAACAUUCACUUCAUUAUCUGCUCUGCGCAAACAUCAGCGUGAUCAUGCAGAACUGAAAUCAGUGGAUCAAAGUGAAUCUGAAGAGACAGAAAGAUCCUCUUUUGGUUUCAGGGUCAGACUUAAAAAACUUGAGAUCAGGCUCCACAGAGUUCAGAUGGAGUCUCCUGUAAAGAGUGUCAGCUGAUGUCACACUCGGAUCCGAUGAGCUAGGUCUGCUUUCUGGAGCUACAGUGACUAAUCCUGGGUCUUAAAUUUAGAAAUCUACAAAGUAUUUUCCCCCUUCCUGAUUUUAUGUUUGCCACACUUAACUGCUUCAGAUCAUUAAACAGACUUUUUAAACAGAAUACUUUUAUCUAUUGAGAGAAAGCAAAAAGCAAAAAAUAUAUGGCCCUUUCUCCAUAUUUUUCUUCUUUUUUCCCUUCACUGUGUUUCAUUCUGUUGUCUGUGUUGAUUUCAUUUUAGGAUGGAUGAGCUGCUUGCAUACCUACAGGUACAAGUAAACUCAACUGAAGCUGAACUUGUCUGUUGCUUGCUGAUGAAUGUGACCACACUGACAAGUAGUUCCUACAGUUUGUAUUUUUCUGUCAUUUCUUAAAGAUUGGUUUACCUGAAUAUAGAAUCUCUCUGUCAUGGUUUGAUCAGUAAACCUCAUCCAGCUGGCUGCACUGAGAGGGAACCUGCUAUACUGUGCAUGUAUUCAAUUUUCCAUUAGAUGUUGAUGAAUUCUUCUUUAUUUUGUUGUAUCCCUUCAUGAAAGUGUAAAGGAAAUAAAGGUUGAGAUAAUGCAUGGUUUACUUCUGAACUAUCUAGGGCUGCCUUGAUUAGUCACGAUAAUGUCGACACGUCGUUUGAAGCUUUGUAAGAUCCUGAAAGGCGCACGAAUAAGUAGUAGGAUUUAAGAGCGUAAUAACGGACUCAAACAGUGUGGUACAAUUUCUUACUCUUAAAACCCCCAAAUUAUUGUCUAAAAUAUACAGAACACUUUCUAAAAUACAUCAAUAUCACUUCCUAUUGCAAAAUGGGAAGCAGAUCUAUCAGUCAGCUUAGAAAAAAAAUUCUGGUCUCGGGUAUGCUUCAAAACCUUCCAGUUGAUUAGAAAUCCCAGUCUGCAAUUAAUUCAUUACAGAAAACUACAUAGAGUACACUAUUCUGGUUAUUGGAUGUUCCAGAUGGGCUUUAUGUCCUCCAACAACUGCUCACACUGUCAAGGCAAUACACCAGACAAUUACAUCCACGCUGUUUGGUUAAGUCCACCAGUUCACAAGUUUUGGCGCGGGAUAUGUGAAAACUUAUCGAAGUGUCUGAAAUGCAACAUUCCAACCUCCCCUUUAGUGUGCUUGCUGGGCAGCUUAGAUUAUGUCAUUACAGAAAUUAAUACAGCUCACAUGGUUUUUACUGCCCUAUGCAUUGCCAAGAAAACAGUCCUCAUGAAGUGGAAAAAUAUAAAUAAUCUUAACUCUAACCAGUAUAGAAACCAUCUAAUAGAUCACAUUAGUCUUGAUACAGCCUCUGCCACCACUUUGGUCAUGACCUGGUUAGGGGGUCUGGUGGCUCUUGGAUGGUGUUUUCCUCGUGGCUGCGUGCAGCAGGGGUGAGCAAUGUUCUUGGCGCUAUAUAAUAAUAAUAACAAUAAUAAUAAUAAUAAUAUAUUUUAUUUAUAAAGUGCUUUUCAAGACACCCAAGGAUACUGUACAAUAGGAUAAAACACAUAAUAGAGCAAUGACACAAUUAGGGCUGCGCCAUAUCAUACCAUUCACGGUAAUACCGGUAUAAUGUUGGGCAACAAUAAGAAAAUGAAAUAUCACGAUAGAAUAUGGGUAAAACGCGCAUGCGCAGUGCCUUUGUUUUCAUACGCACAUGGCGGCGACGGAGAAUGAGAAGGGAGAAAGCGGAUUGUUGAAUGAAACAGAUGAACCAGAACUGGUUUGUAAAAAUGCUGCAACUUCAGUGGUGUGGAACUGGUUUAGCUUUCGUCCGUCAGAUACACAACAAAGCACUAUUUUUGGUAGCGCAUGCUAGCGGGCCGUCGUUGUUACCGUGUUGUUUGGAAAAUAUGGCACACUUAAAAUCAAUCCUUUGAUUUUUCUGAAAAUCGACAGUGCUCCUUAUAAUCCCGUGUGCUUUAUGUAUGAAUUCUGGUUGUGUUUACUGACCUCGAAAUGAUUUUAUGUGGUACACGGCGCUCGAAAAUCUGUCAGAUGUUUUAGUACGACUUUGCUAAGCUACGAACCUGCACCGCUUGAUGGAUUGUCGGAGCAUUACGGCUAUCGUAGGCAGGAGCCUCGCGGAGUGAUACGUACUGUGCUUCAACAUAAUAUUACCGUAUUGUGUGUGUAUAACCGCUUUUUAAGUUUUGUGGAUAUUAUACAUGGUUAUGCUGAGGAUAUGUCGGCCAGUUUCCACUGGAAAUGCCUUUUGGUUAAACUGUCAGCAAGGAAUUUGCAUUUGCACUGUUAAAUUUUUAUAUAACUUUAAUGCACAUAAAAAACAGCUGCUUGUUUAAGUGAAAAUACAUU